AUGGUUUUCAUGGCCAUAUCUCUUCGUCUACAUCACGAGAAAGAAUCUACGUGGGCGCGAGCACUCUUAAGAAUUGACUGGGUGGGAAACUUCAUAUUCAUCGCCUCUCUUUGUUCUCUGUUGGUCGGCCUUAUUUGGUGGAUCUGUGUUCUCGUGGUCUUCCUGGCGAGUAAUCCUCCCAAUUGUGCUUGGGGUACUAGGAUGGAUAGAGCUGGAACAAACUUCAUUCCUUAUGAGGCUUUUCUCAUUGUGACAGCUGGCAUGGCUGGCGGGAUUCUCUCGAAAUUUGGACACUAUCGGCCAUUGCACCUCGUUGGAUUUGUUCUUAGUAUUCUUGGACCGGGAUUGAAUAUCAUGUUAUCAAACACCACCCCCAAAGUUUCUUGGGUCAUUUUCCAGAUGGUCGACGCCAUUGGCCGAGGAAUUCUGCUGCCUACCGUUCUGCCUGCGAUAAUGGCUUCCUUGCCUGACUCAGACGGUAUCACAAUACCCGGGAUCGUCUUUAAUGCGCAAUUCGAUCGCUACUCCAAUCGUAUCAGCGACCCUGCCGUCCGCCAAGAACUAGCAGGCGGGCGGGCCUAUCAGUUUGUCACUGGUACUUGUAUCCAUUCCCUGGAGCCCACUAUCCGACAACAAGUGAUUUCGGUAUAUCGAGAAGCCCUGAAAUCAGUUUGGAUUGGCGCUGUUGCGUUCGGAUGUACAGGGCUUGUUGCAGUAUGCGUGGAAAGACACAUAUCACUCCGAACGAAAUUGGACACACAGUUCGGACUAAAGUCUGAUAAGCUUGAAAGAACCAAGAAAAGAAGGUCUCUGUACCAGAGGACAUAG
Botrytis deweyae is the source of this 828-nucleotide messenger RNA. RefSeq lists its product as uncharacterized. The record is from RefSeq and is a predicted model, not a curated record. Gene Ontology annotation, biological process: transmembrane transport. Gene Ontology annotation, molecular function: transmembrane transporter activity. Lineage: Eukaryota; Fungi; Ascomycota; Leotiomycetes; Helotiales; Sclerotiniaceae. The coding region runs from base 1 to 828 and encodes 275 amino acids. The transcript has 3 exons.